CUAUAUGUUGUUAUAAAAGCUUAAAAUAAAAUAUAAAAUAAAAACAGGCUGGAUCAUAAACUUUAAUCAUCAGCUAAACUUGCCAGUAAAGAACUUUCAUUUUUUCUGCUUAGAAGACCUAAAAUUGCAAAACCGUCUAUGCUAAGCUGAACUGAAACCACAAAUUCUUGUGUAAACGCAGUUAACUGAUAAAAACGUUACCAGAGGAUGCAUCGCUCUCACGCGCUUGCAAGAUACGAGUUACGAUACAUUUUGCAUCUAGUGCUUUCCAACCCCUUCUUAUGACAACAUAUAAAAUGUUUUGGAAGACGUCUUGUGUUGUUCCGUAUAUUCAAAUUUGAUCUUGACGUCAGCAUUUCUCAUAUGCCUUUCUGACAAGCCAGUAAGCGGAGGGCCUAGAUUUAGUACUGCUGUUUUACUCUUUUUUACAGAACUUGAGAGCAAAAACAAGGAAACACCUGACUGCACUACAGAAACAGCAGAGAGGAGAUGGACGGGUCAGUUGGGCCGAUGCGUGUGUUGGUGACGGGCGGCAGUGGGCUGGUGGGGCGAGCGAUAGAGCGGGUGGUGAAAGAGGAGGGCGGAGAGAAAGAAGGAGAAACAUGGAUAUUCCUGUCAUCCAAAGAUGCCAAUCUAGUGAGCACUGAAGCGACGAGAGCAGUCUUUCAGAAACAUCGUCCAACACACGUCAUUCAUUUGGCCGCCAUGGUGGGAGGACUCUAUAAAAACAUGAGACAGAACCUGGAUUUCUGGAGGAAUAAUGUGCACAUCAAUGAUAACGUGCUGAACAUGUCUCAGGAGUUUGGGGUGGUGAAGGUUGUUUCCUGUCUGUCUACAUGUGUUUUUCCAGAUAAAACAACCUACCCUAUAGAUGAGACCUUGAUGCAUAACGGUGCCCCUCAUGAGUCUAAUUAUGGUUAUGCCUACGCCAAACGCAUGAUUGACGUCCACAACAGGGCAUUAUUUCAGCAGUACGGUUUGAAAUACACAUCCGUCAUACCCACCAACAUGUUUGGACCCCAUGACAACUACAACAUUGAGGACGGUCACGUGAUGCCGGGAUUGAUCCACAAGACGUACCUGGCGAAGAAGGAAGGUAAACCUCUGCAGGUCUGGGGUUCAGGUCGCGCUCUGCGGCAGUUCAUCUAUUCUCUGGAUCUGGCUCGUCUGUUUCUGUGGGUUCUGAGGGAGUACAACGAGGUGGAGCCCAUCAUUCUGUCAGUCGGGGAGGAAGAUGAGUUGACUGUAAAGGACGCUGUGGAUGCUGUGGUUGAAGCGUUCGGGUUCAAAGGGGAAGUGAUUUAUGACACUAGUAAAUCAGACGGUCAGAUCAAGAAAACUGCCAGUAUUGCCAAACUACGCAAAUACCUGCCAGACUUCAAGUUCACGCCGUUCAAAAAAGCCGUCCAGGAGACGUGUGAUUGGUUUGCAGCCAAUUAUGACUCCGCCCGUAAAUAAAGAUCUUUACAUCUGAUUGGCUGUGGAGAGUUUGAACAACAAAAGCUUGACUGAUUGAACAGUUUCAACAACAGGAAUUGUUUUUUUUAUUUAAUAAUUUUUAGAUUUUUUUUAAAUACAUUUUUUUUUUUACAGGUCUGUCACUGUUAUUUACUGGGUUUAUUUCCUAAUGAUCCUAUACGGUAUAUUGAAAAAUAAACUUGUUUUUUUUUAAAUAAUAAUGUUAAUGUCCUCUUCUUUUUGCAGAAC
Molecule: messenger RNA, 1707 nt
Organism: Onychostoma macrolepis
Lineage: Eukaryota; Metazoa; Chordata; Actinopteri; Cypriniformes; Cyprinidae
Product: GDP-L-fucose synthase-like
Exons: 10
Coding region: 490-1458 (322 amino acids)
Biological process (GO): nucleotide-sugar biosynthetic process
Molecular function (GO): GDP-L-fucose synthase activity
Source: RefSeq, a predicted model, not a curated record